UGUGUGAAUAAUCGCCACCUACUGGUUUGACACAUCAUCAUGGAGUAUACCUCAGAAAAACUUGAAAUUCUUCCCAAAUCACCAUGGGCAUGUCUACUGUGGUAUAAUUGUUGCCAUUUGUUGUUCAGUUUAUUUUAUUUUGAUAUUUUUUGUUCUGUUUUUCCACCUUCUCCUCCCGCAUGAUGAUUUUUCGCUGUCCGGCCAGUGGGCGGCGCUUGUUCUGUUUGGUGGGACUUGCAAGCUUCGGAGUCUGGCGCGCAAUUCGGUUUGUAAAACUGAGGGCUUGAGUGUGGUUGCCGUUGACAUUUUGGUUUCUCCUUUGUUGACUGGCCGGCGUGCGAUGAGAUAGCUUGGCUGAACAACUGAAAAUGACCUGCUCUCAGUUCAGUGGCACACCCGCCGAUAACGAAAAGCUGUUCCAGGAUCUGCUGGACCGUCUUAGAGAGUGCCAUGACAGUGUAGUGCAAGGACUUCAGUCAAAGGUGAACAAACUAAAGAAGGAGCGCUGUCUUGAUGCACAAAAACUGGAGCAGUUCUAUUACAAGAACCAGCAGUUACGUGAGCAACAGAAAACCCUGCAAGAAUCAGUCAAAUUCCUAAAGGACAGAUUGCAGUCUGGACCUUGUGAUCACUGCAGUGAGAGUGAAAAACAGAUAAAAACGACACAAACAGAGUCUGAAAAUCAGAAUAAUCUCUCACUUCUCAAUGAGCUCAAGGCGGAGAGAGACAUUCUUAAAGAAGAGAACAGAAAGCUUAGUCUGCAGUUGGCGCAAAUACGGGCACAUGGUUUACAGCAGACAUCAUUCUCAGAGCCAGAGGAAGGCAUGAUCCCAGACUCUCCACUACAGUCUAUGUCUUUUCCUGUGACCAGCAAGUUGAAGCGCAAGAGAGAGCAAAGCCAUGUCCGCUAUGCAGAGCAACCACUUUCACAGCCACUACCUGACAUCCAGAAACGAGAAUUUAUGCUGUCAAGCUGCAGAGAUGUGCUUGUCCCGGAGACAUGUGAUCUGGAUGUGAUGUGUGUUACAAAGAGCAAUACCAAGAUCAGUGGCAGAACUGUGGUUGCAGAAACAUGUCGUCUAGACCUGUUUUAUGAGGACUCUGAGAAUGAUACAGCCUCUCAGAUGCAAGCAAAGAGGGAAAAGGAUUCCACUAUAUUAUCAACAACUGCAGGUAUUACAAGCAUCAUUGUCUCUAAAGACCAUCCAUCUGUUUUGAGUGGUGCUGCGCAUGAUUCUCGGGAGCAGAAACCGAUAGAUUCAGGCGGCAGUCCAUGCCGCAAGCCCCUUGCACAUCUGUCCACUUCAUACAACAGCAGUAGAUUUAGCCAUAUAGAAGGGGAGAAACGAAAGCACGUAUUUGUCUCUCCUCCUUCUGAUGGUUGUCUAGGAGUUAAAGAACAGCAUAUCCGGCAGAACCAUGAAUGGACAAAGUCUUCAAAGAUACAGGAAUCACAUGAAAACAAAAGUUGGGAGCCAGAAGAAGCCAGGCCUGAUCAUCUUUCUCCAAGUACUCCAUGCAAGAGUCCCUUGCAGAGCCAGAAUUUUAGCCCUUAUGAACAGAGCUGGAGUUUAGACCCAGGAGCUGCUCUGUCACAGUAUGGUAUAGAAAUCUCCCCUCAUCCAGAGCCCAGAGUACAGACAGCGACUGUGGACAUGGACUGCACGUAUGUGAGCCAUAGUAUGCUGGUACGUAGCCGAAAGCAGACUGGCAUGGAUUCGACAGACAGUGUCACAGGAAUAGGGCAGAAGGCUAACGACAGCCUGGCAAACAUUUUCGAUACUUCCGGCCAUGGAGAGUAUGAGUCCUGCCCUCAGGAUGAGAUGUCUGCCUUGGAGCAUGACCAUGUUCAUGAGCAUGAGGAAGAAGAGGAAAAGCAAGGUGAUGUAUGUGAGAAGGAAGAGGAUAAAGAAGAGAUGGAAGAAGAAGGGAUUAUGGAAGGAGAUUUUCAGGCACCCUUCCCAAGAGCAGGAGAUAAGCCCACUGGAGAUGCUGCUGACAAGUCUUUUGCUUGUGUGGAAGUUGUACGCAAAAAACAUGAGAGGAGGAAACUUCAAGGACACACAUGCAAAGAGUGUGACAUUUACUAUGCAGACUUGCCUGAGGCAGAGAGACGGAAGAAACUGUCAUCCUGCUCGCGGCAUCGUUUCCGAUACCUUCCCCCCUCCACCCCAGAAAAUUUCUGGGAGGUGGGCUUUCCUUCCACACAGACCUGCGUGGAGAGAGGAUAUAUUAAAGAAGACAACCAACCAGAUCAACGAUUGAGGAGAAGUAGACCUUACCUUGCUACAUUCUCACCAAUGGCUAAAAAAUCACAGAAAUGACACUGUAAUAAGACUGUACAAUAGCUUCAAGUUCACACCAUCGUCAAAUCUGUAUAAUAACACUAUUAACACUCUUAACACUACUAUCCAAGUCCAAGGAAAAUUGCUGUAAUA
Pygocentrus nattereri (red-bellied piranha) is the source of this 2438-nucleotide messenger RNA. It is a transcript of the gene rbbp8, whose product is annotated as retinoblastoma binding protein 8. Bases 369 to 2324 code for a protein of 651 amino acids. NCBI's taxonomy places the organism in Eukaryota, Metazoa, Chordata, Actinopteri, Characiformes, Serrasalmidae. The transcript has 19 exons. Gene Ontology annotation, molecular function: double-stranded DNA binding; double-strand/single-strand DNA junction binding; flap-structured DNA binding. The record is from RefSeq and is a predicted model, not a curated record. Gene Ontology annotation, cellular component: site of double-strand break. Gene Ontology annotation, biological process: double-strand break repair via homologous recombination; DNA double-strand break processing involved in repair via single-strand annealing.